Molecule: messenger RNA, 411 nt
Organism: Anopheles marshallii
Lineage: Eukaryota; Metazoa; Arthropoda; Insecta; Diptera; Culicidae
Product: thioredoxin, mitochondrial
Exons: 2
Coding region: 1-411 (136 amino acids)
Cellular component (GO): cytoplasm
Molecular function (GO): oxidoreductase activity, acting on a sulfur group of donors, disulfide as acceptor
Source: RefSeq, a predicted model, not a curated record
AUGCUCCGUAUCUUUCGCAAUGCCAUACUGGACAAACGCAUCACCCGCAAGACGUUCUCCUUCUCGGCUGUUGCGGCCAAGCGCUACGUCAUAAAAGAUCACUACGAGUUCGAUCAGAAGGUAAUAAACAGUGACAACCCGGUGAUCGUAAACUUUCAUGCUGAAUGGUGCGAUCCGUGUAAAAUACUUACGCCAAAAAUGACCGAACUGCUGGAACCAUCAGACGAGAUCGAUCUGGCAAUCGUGGAUGUGGACGAUAAUGCGGAACUGGUACAUACGUUCGAGGUGAAAGCGGUUCCAGCAAUUCUUGCCUUCCGAAACGGUGUGGUGGUAGACAAAUUUAUCGGUCUCGUAGAUGCGAAUAUGAUUGAGAAUUUGAUUGGUAAAUUGACCAAAAAAAAGGCCACCUAA